UUAUAUAUGGCAUGGACCAUGAAAGUCAUUGGUGAUUUCUGAUCUGUCUCCAUCUCUUUUUCUCUCUCUCUCUCUCUCUGUCUUCAGCAUCUUUGCUUUUUGUAUGUUAGAGUUGGUUGGCUCUUGAAGCUGGAGGACUUGUUUUAGUGAGAAUAAUGGGAAGGAAAUGCUCACAUUGCGGGAACAAAGGCCACAAUUCGAGGACUUGCAGCAGCAAUAGAGGGAUUCUUCCUAGUGGAGUGAAGCUGUUUGGGGUGCAACUUGACUUGUCUUCUUCAUCUGGUUCUUUUCCCAUGAUCAAGAAGUGCCUCAGCAUGGAUUGUCUGUCAUCACCUUCUUCUUCCACAUCUUCGCAUGUUACCAUGGACGAAAAUCCUGACAAGCUUUCCACUGGUUAUCUCUCUGAUGAUGGUGGCCUCGUUGCUCGUACCCAAGAGAAGAAAAAAGGUGUGCCGUGGACAGAAGAAGAGCAUCGGAUCUUUCUGGUAGGGCUGGAAAAGCUUGGGAAAGGUGACUGGAGAGGGAUCUCCAGGAACUUUGUGACUACAAGAACUCCAACACAAGUAGCCAGCCAUGCACAGAAGUAUUUCCUUAGAAAGAAUAGCCUUAACAAAAGAAGGCGCCGUACCAGCCUCUUCGAUGUGGGGAGUGAAAAGUUUGCAAACCAGAAGUUUCAUUCCAGGCCUCCAGACCCCUUCAAUUUCCCUGAGUUUUUGUUGAAGAAAACAAGUGUUGUUCCUAUCAAUCUUAACGCCGCCACAAAUCCUGUACAAGGAAAUUCUGGGGAUCUUGAAUUUGCCUUCAGUAAUGACGUACCGCCUUUACGGAUUAAGGAAUCAUUCCACAUCCAGUCCAGUUCUUUAACAAUGGCCACUUCCAAAAGCGAAGCACCUGAUUUGGAACUUUCACUGGCAGCUCCAAAGCCAUUAGAUCAGAGUGAAGCGUGUUCCCAUGGCCUACUAUUCGGACCAAUUAGUGUCACGUGAGAAUUUAUCUGGAAUUGUUGGGUAUUAUCUGUGAAAAUUUAUGCACAUUCACUGCCCAAUAUCUCUCACCUUUGCUUUCUUUCUUUCUUUCGUUAAUUAGGUGUUCUAGUACUGUAACAUAGACUUAACGAUGAUAGCUUGCUUUCAAAAUCACGAACCUCUUAAAUUUCCUUCGAUCAUGAA
Molecule: messenger RNA, 1169 nt
Organism: Theobroma cacao (cacao)
Lineage: Eukaryota; Viridiplantae; Streptophyta; Magnoliopsida; Malvales; Malvaceae
Product: transcription factor MYBS3-like
Biological process (GO): response to gibberellin; response to ethylene
Molecular function (GO): zinc ion binding; DNA binding
Source: RefSeq, a predicted model, not a curated record